AUGAAAGCACCACACUUAGUUAUCCUCUUUGGAGUAGUUUUGCUCCAUAUAUGGGUUGAUGCAGCACCAAACAACCAAACAGCGACGUCGAUGUAUAGCAACACUACUUUGUCUCCGACAUUCCCCACUGCCCCUCCAGCAUGGACAACAACUCCACCAGCAAAUAUCCCUACCAUAACGCUCCCACCACUACCUCCUGAAUUCAGCGACAUGCCUAAAGACAGCAUGUCCUGCUACUCUGCCUGGGCCACUGCAAACGUACGGAACGAAUACAUUGAGGCCAAAAGAGGCGAGUCAUAUGCAUGCUGGGACUCCAGUUUUCCCGCGACAACUACUACAUCAACAUUAGUCUCCGGGCCUUGUUCUAUGAUGCCUGCCAACUGGACAACUCUUUGUGACGGGUACCCUAGGAGAUAUGAUUAUCCUGGCCAAACUUGCAAUAGUACGAGUACGAUUACGUCACUUUUGCCGGCGCACACGGACCGCGCGUGCACAUGGCCGGAGUGGUAUUCCUCGUAUAGAGUCCCGCUACCAACAUGCCAACCCGCGCCGAAUCUGGAGCCGCUGUGUUAUAGACUGCAUUCUGUAUAUUCAUGGCAGACAUCCCAACUUAAAGCAUCCGCGACACUCUCAAGAAACAUAAAUGCAUCCAUUACCUAUCCCGCGUUCGACUACCGCAAAGCCAGACCACCAUGCAAAACACUCAAAGAAACUGCACCUCCAAACCUCCCAUCCCCGCACUGUGCCAUCCAAGUCAACAACUACCAAGUCUUCUUCUGGCCACCUGACACACCCCUCAGUGGCCCGGACAUCUGCAACACCAACUUCACACCUCCACCCGGUACUCGCACCAUCCCCUGGCUCCCCAACACGGCCAUUGUUUCCGGUCUCACUCUCACUUCCCCCUCUGUCUACCACAUGCUAACCGGCAUCACCAUCUACACUUCCAUCGGCAAAUCCCGGGGUGGCCGCUGGGUCGGGGACGUCCCUGUAUGGAACAUCUCGACCACCAUCCCGUCCCCCACCGUUCUUACCCUCCCACAAGAAAUCUCGGAUGUCUGGACCGCAAGACCCACACACUACGGCAGAGGAAUCCGCCACGUGGUCGAGUGGAACUACACGCGUCCUGCAUAUAACCCGUUGUUCUUCGCAACCGCGCCUGCAGACAAGUAUUUCGACUCGUGUAAAGAUACACGGUAUUGCCGUAAAAGUGAUGGAUAUAUCUUACAGGGUAAUUAUAGACAAUGGGCGGCGUUGAAUGUUAGUGAGUUGCUGGCGGAAUGGGAUAGUGAUGAGUUUAGGAAUUGUGAUUGGAGGGAACCGGAGCCGGUAAGGGGGAGGGAGGAUACGAGGUUUUGGAUUGCAGGAUCGGGUCCUUGGGUGGCGCAUGCUAUUGUUACGGAUGCGGGCGAAGAAGAGACGAGUGUGCCGACGCCGGUGCCGGGGGAGACGGGGGAGAUGUUGGUGAUGGCGACGAGGUCAAUUGAGGAGGAGGCACCGGAGGCUACGGAGACGGAGGUUGAGAAUGAAUAGGUUUAUGGGAAGUAACGUGGGUAGUGGGGGAUGUCAGGUCAAGCGCGUGCUUGGAGUGUAAAGGCUUGGAACUUGAGCUCGAAGGCCUCCGUUUAGUCUUUUCGUAGAUAUAAAUACAACCGUGCUUGUUCCC
Messenger RNA from Lindgomyces ingoldianus, 1666 nucleotides. RefSeq lists its product as uncharacterized. Bases 1 to 1533 code for a protein of 510 amino acids. The transcript has 2 exons. The record is from RefSeq and is a predicted model, not a curated record. Lineage: Eukaryota; Fungi; Ascomycota; Dothideomycetes; Pleosporales; Lindgomycetaceae.